Molecule: messenger RNA, 735 nt
Organism: Gracilinanus agilis (Agile Gracile Mouse Opossum)
Lineage: Eukaryota; Metazoa; Chordata; Mammalia; Didelphimorphia; Didelphidae
Gene: CLDN12
Product: claudin 12
Exons: 1
Coding region: 1-735 (244 amino acids)
Cellular component (GO): plasma membrane
Source: RefSeq, a predicted model, not a curated record
AUGGGUUGUCGGGAUGUCCACGCAGCUACGGUGCUCUCCUUCCUGUGCGGCAUCGCCUCCGUGGCGGGGCUCUUUGCCGGGACGAUGCUUCCCAACUGGAGGAAGCUGAGACUGAUCACGUUCAACAAGAACGAGAAGAACCUGACGGUCUACACGGGGCUGUGGGUGAAGUGUGCGCGUUACGACCGGAGCAGCGACUGCCUCAUGUACGACACCAAGUGGUAUUCGUCCGUGGACCAGCUGGACCUGCGAGUGCUGCAGUUCGCCCUCCCUCUCAGCAUCCUCAUCGCCGUGUCCGCACUCACGCUGUGUCUCAUCGGGAUGUGUAACACAGCCUUCAGGUCAUCCGUGCCCAACAUCAAGCUGGCCAAGUGUCUGGUCAACAGCGCGGGCUGCCACUUGGUGGCCGGCCUCUUGUUCUUCUCUGCCGGCGUGGUGAGCCUCACCCCGUCCAUCUGGGUCAUCUUCUACAACCACCACCUGAACAGGAAGUUCGAGCCUGUGUUCACGUUCGACUACGCCGUGUACGUCACCGUGGCCAGCUCCGGGGGCCUGUUCCUGACGGCGCUCUUGCUGUUCCUGUGGUACUGCGCGUGCAAGGCCCUGCCCUCGCCUCUGUGGCAGCCCCUGUACUCCCACACCCCCAGCAUGCACAGCUACUCCCAGCCCUACUCGGCCAGAUCGCGCCUCUCUGCCAUCGAGAUCGACAUCCCAGUGGUGAGCCACGCCACCUAA